Messenger RNA from Helianthus annuus (common sunflower), 919 nucleotides. Its product is annotated as basic peroxidase-like. The coding region runs from base 71 to 643 and encodes 190 amino acids. The record is from RefSeq and is a predicted model, not a curated record. Gene Ontology annotation, molecular function: peroxidase activity; heme binding. The transcript is spliced from 3 exons. Gene Ontology annotation, biological process: response to oxidative stress. Lineage: Eukaryota; Viridiplantae; Streptophyta; Magnoliopsida; Asterales; Asteraceae.
ACUCAGAUUAAGCUACUUAUUCAGAUAUUCUUAAAAAACAAAAGGCUCAAGCUUUAUUCUCUUUAAUAAUAUGGGCAAUUAUAAGUAUAGUGAAACCAUCUUGAUUCCUAUAUUUAUUUUACUUCUAUCAUUGAACUACGUCCUGCCAUGCAACUUGACAACCAAUUUUUACGAUAAAACAUGCCCUAAAGCACUUGCAACCAUCAAACGUUCUGUUCAAGCUGCGGUGUCUACUAAUCCUCGGAAUGCAGCCUCGCUAGUCCGCCUUCAUUUUCACGAUUGUUUCGUUCAGGGUUGUGAUGCAUCUAUUCUGCUAGAAGGUAUGAAUAGCGAGAAGGCAUCACAAGCGAAUAAUGGUGUGUUGGGCUAUAAUCUUAUAGAUGAUGCAAAAGCUGCAGUCGAGAGUGUAUGUCCUGGAGUUGUUUCGUGUGCAGAUAUACUUGCGCUUGCAGCUCGAGAUGCUACCGUGGCGGUGUGGGGUCCGUCAUGGCCAGUAAGACUUGGAAGAAGAGAUUCUACAACUUUUAACGCAGAUGAAGCCGCCAGGGAUCUUCCAAGAGGGAAUUUUAAUUUAAAUCAACUCAUUGAUAACUUCCGUCGUAAGGGACUCAACGCAAGAGAAAUGGUCACAAUAAUUCUAUAAAGGCAAAGUCACAAUAACAAUCAUGUUAGGCUAUGUGUUAUGAUUUGCUCUCUUUUUACGCACUCUUUCAUGUGAUUUUUUUUAUUGUGACAUGGGGUGUGCCGGUGUGGUGAAAGUUUUAUAAUUUUGUAAACAAUUUGUCGUAGACUCUUCGGAGAAAGUUUUAUAAUUUUGUAAGAAACUAGUUGAUGCCCCGCCCGCGUUGUAUGGCGAUAGCCGAAUAAUUCUCAAUCAAUUAAAAAAGAUUACUAUAAUUUUGCUAGAAAAAAAAAAACA